Molecule: messenger RNA, 2685 nt
Organism: Vespa crabro (European hornet)
Lineage: Eukaryota; Metazoa; Arthropoda; Insecta; Hymenoptera; Vespidae
Product: RING finger protein 10
Exons: 12
Coding region: 316-2484 (722 amino acids)
Biological process (GO): positive regulation of transcription by RNA polymerase II
Molecular function (GO): metal ion binding; transcription cis-regulatory region binding
Source: RefSeq, a predicted model, not a curated record
CCAUCAUAGCGACGAAAUCGCGACCGCGGUGGUCCGCAGAAAUAUUAUAUCGUCGUUUACGACGAAAGGGAGGCCAAUCGCUUCCUAAAAAGCGAGAGCUUUCGCUUUUUUCUGUGCUUCGUUUAAACGUCGUUAAACCGACUCAUCGACGGUCGACCAUCGGCUUAUCGAGGGUUUCUUUUACAACUUUGGAACUGACGAAACAUGGCUUAUUGAAGAAGAUGAAGGGCUUGCAGAAAAAUAUUAUUUCUCCAUACGGAGGAGACCACAUCUCUGCCAACGCGAAAAACGAGGCCAAUUAUAGCCGAACUGCCAAUGGACAAAAAGACCAAAUACCCACAGUCCUCUUCAAAGGGGACUGCUGGUGAUUCCAAGAAAAGUCAAGAUGUUGCCAACAACAAAUUAUUUCCGAAAACAUCACGUAAACGUGAACCAACUGGCGCUAAUAGCUUGUCUAAAUAUGAUCAGACAAAAAAGUACAAUACACAGAAAGCAAAAAUUUUUGAUAAGAGACCAAAACCUAAAGGACAAUAUCAUGGCGGUUCAAAGGAGGAUACCAAGGUAGUAGAAAUUGAAACAGCUGAGUUCGGCUCAGUGAUGGCACAAGGAAGUAAAAAGCAGAAUUUGAAUCAUCUGCUAAAUUUCCAUUAUGAACCACGUGACAUGCAAAGUGGUUCGGAUACAUGGAGAAUGGGAAGUACGAGUAAAGCCUACAAUCGUAAUAGUAACAGAUGGCUUCCGCCAGUACAACGGCAUAAGUAUAACAAGGAACAAUUCUUGCAAGCCAGCUGCCAAUUUGUUGUGACUGCCAAUGAAGAUUAUUCUUUAUACCUAAUUGAUCCUGAUGCGCUCGUUGAUUGGAAAUAUAUAGAACAAGUAAAAAUUCAUAAUACAGAAAGCUUAUCGUGCCCAAUUUGUUUGUUCCCACCAGUAGCUGCAAAAAUGACUCGCUGCGGUCAUGUUUAUUGUUGGUCAUGUAUUCUACAUUAUUUGUCUUUAUCUGAUAAAUCGUGGCGCAAGUGUCCUAUUUGCUAUGAAUCUGUACAUAAAUCUGAUUUGAAAAGUGUUAUUGAGGUUACACAGAAUGCUGUCAAUUUGGGAGAUCCAAUAACAUUACGUUUAAUGCGACGUGAAAGGGGUUCAUUAAUUGCAAUGCCUGCAAGUGAACCUAUUACAGCCUCUCCAACAACAUUUUUCCAGGUUUCUAAAGAUUGCAAUAAACAACUUUUCUCUAAACUUCUAAUAGCAAAUCCAAAAGACAUCAUGGAUAUAAUAGAGUCUGAACGUGCGCAAUUAAGGAUUGAAUUAAUGAAUGAUCCACAUUCCCCUGAAAAUUGCUAUAUCGAACAAGCAAUCUGUGAACUUGCAAAGAGGGAAGAAGAACUUCUGCAAAAGAAAGUAAAUGACGACGGGUCACAUCAAGAAGUAAUAGGAAAUAUUUCAUCUACAUCAAUAGGAGAUAAAGUUGAACAAGAGAAACAAGAAAGUCAACUAAUACAGCAAAGUAACGACGAAGUAAAUAAUUUAUCCAAAGAAGAUCAAUCUUCGUGUGAUGAGGGAACUGAAACAAAUAACAUAUUUUCGAAUGAAACGCAAUUACCUUCGCCUUCGCAGAAAUUCUUUUAUUUCUAUCAAGCUGAAGACGGACAAAAUGUAUAUCUCCAUGCAAUGAAUGUGAAAAUGUUAGAAAUGCAAUAUGGUAGUCUUGAGCAUUGUCCUCCGGUUAUUACGGGAAAAUUAUUAGAAAAGGAAGUAGGCAGUUUUACGGAAGACUUAAGACGGCGAUUAAGAUACCUUUGUCAUUUACCUAUAACCUGUCAAUUUGAGGUUGCUGAGAUAGAACUUAAGCCACCUAUUGUAUCGGAAGAUGUUCUUAAUUCUUUUCAUGAACAAUUGGAAAGUCGACAGAAGAGAAGGCAACGCAGGGAACGUGAAGAAAGGAAGCGAGAAAAAAAGAUAAUAGAACAAGAAAAUAAACAAAUGGGCAAAUAUCCAGUGCCAAAUGUGAACAUCGAUUCAACGCGUCACUUUCCUCAGUGGCAACCAGAACUUUUUACAGAAGAUGCGAUUCCUUCGCCAUCAGAAUCAUUGGCUACCUCCAGUGUAGCCAGCAGUCCGUCUUUAAGUACAUUUGACGAAGUUGUCUCAACUACGAGAAAAAUAAAUAACCCGAAUGAACAAGGGCCAUCGUUUGCUGAAAUGUUACGUAAUACUGGUGCACGCUUCAAAGCUGCCAAAUCGUGGCCAGCGGUCAAAGCUAAACUUCCUGAAAAACCAAAAUCUGUUAAAUCAGAUAUCGAUGAAGACGAUUGUGCUCAUGCUCCAUCCUAUAGUCAAAGUUUUGGCGACGCCUUAGCACAGGCUUUGGAGCGGACAAAAUUGUUAAAUGCUGAAGCAAAGUUGAACGAUAAUGUAAGAGGCAAAAAGAAGAAGAAGAAUAAGGCUACUGUAUUAUUUGCAACCAAUAUGUCACGCGCAUCAUAAACAAAGCUUAAAUAUUAUUAAUUUUAGAGAAGCUGCUUGUGUUUUGUUCUUUAUUUUACUCAAAAUUUAGUUGGUCUCCGGAAAUAAAUUUGAAUAUUUUAUUACAAAAAUUGCAAUGUUUUAGUAUUAGAUUCUUCAUUAAGUUUGGUGUAAAAUUUCCUUUAUAAUGCUUGUAAAAUAAAAUCUUGUUUUCCAAACUAA